GGCUGCUCCAGGCCCAGGUGAAUGGAGUAACCUGACAGCGGGGACGAGGCGACGGCGAGCGGGAGGAAAUGGCGGCGGCGGCGGCGGCGCCAGGCGGCACCGGGAGGCCUGGGCUGUGACGCGCGCGCCGGAGCGGGGUCCGAUGGUUCUCGAAGGCCCGCGGCGCCCCGUGCUGCAGGUUACCUAGGGUGUGAAUUAAUACAGACUUGGAAACUGAAAGAACUUAGAAUCAGCAUUUUGAGAGCAGAAGCUUGGGCAUGCUGUGAUUUUCCAAUAAACUGCUAUCACAAUGUCAAAAUGCAGCUCGGACAACAGCAACACAGAGAUCUCAAACAUUAAAACGUAAGCUGCGCCAGAGCAAAAUGCAGUGAGAAGCACUGGAUGAAUGAAAGCCCUGCUUUGCAGCCCCUCAGCAUGGCGGGCCUGCAGCUCGUGACCCCCGCCUCCUCACCAAUGGGCCCUUUCUUUGGACUGCCAUGGCAACAAGAAGCAAUCCAUGAUAACAUUUAUACGCCAAGAAAAUACCAGGUGGAACUGCUCGAAGCGGCUCUGGAUCAUAACACCAUAGUCUGUUUAAACACUGGCUCAGGGAAGACGUUUAUUGCCGUACUGCUCACUAAAGAGCUGUCCUAUCAGAUCAGGGGAGACUUCAACAGAAAUGGAAAAAGGACGGUGUUCUUGGUCAACUCUGCAAACCAGGUUGCUCCACAAGUGUCAGCUGUCAGAACUCAUUCAGAUCUCAAGGUUGGGGAAUACUCAAGCCUGGAAGUAAAUGCAGCUUGGACAAAAGAGAAGUGGAACCAAGAGUUUACUAAGCACCAGGUUCUUGUUAUGACCUGCUAUGUCGCCUUGAAUGUUUUGAAAAAUGGUUACUUAUCGCUGUCGGACAUUAACCUUUUGGUGUUUGAUGAGUGUCAUCUUGCGAUCCUAGACCACCCCUACCGAGAAAUUAUGAAGCUCUGUGAAAACUGUCCAUCGUGUCCUCGUAUCUUGGGACUGACUGCUUCCAUUUUAAAUGGGAAAUGCGAUCCCGAGGAAUUGGAAGAAAAGAUUCAGAAGCUGGAGAAAAUCCUCAAGAGUAAUGCUGAGACCGCAACUGACCUGGUGGUCUUGGACAGAUACACUUCUCAACCGUGUGAGAUUGUGGUGGACUGUGGGCCGUUCACGGACCGAAGUGGCCUCUAUGGCAGGCUGCUGCUGGAGCUGGAGGAGGCACUGAACUUUAUCAACGACUGUAACAUAUCUGUGCGUUCGAAAGAGAGAGAUUCGACUUCAAUUUCUAAGCAGAUACUGUCAGACUGUCGUGCCGUAUUGGUGGUCCUGGGCCCCUGGUGUGCAGAUAAGGUCGCUGGGAUGAUGGUCCGGGAGCUGCAGAAGUACAUCAAACACGAGCAAGAGGAGCUGCACAGGAAAUUUCUAUUGUUUACAGACACCUUCCUAAGGAAAAUCCAUGCACUAUGUGAAGAGCACUUCUCUCCUGCCUCACUUGACCUGAAAUUUGUAACUCCUAAAGUAAUAAAACUGCUCGAAAUCUUGCGCAAGUACAAACCGUAUGAGCGGCAGCAGUUCGAGAGCGUCGAGUGGUAUAAUAACAGGAAUCAGGAUAAUUACGUGUCCUGGAGUGAUUCUGAGGAUGAUGACGAGGACGAAGAGAUCGAAGAAAAAGAGAAGCCGGAGACCAAUUUCCCGUCUCCGUUCACCAACAUCUUAUGCGGGAUCAUUUUUGUGGAAAGAAGAUACACAGCAGUUGUCUUAAACAGAUUGAUAAAGGAAGCUGGCAAACAAGAUCCAGAGCUGGCUUACAUCAGCAGCAAUUUUAUAACUGGACAUGGCAUUGGAAAGAAUCAGCCUCGUAACAAACAGAUGGAAGCAGAAUUCAGAAAACAGGAAGAGGUACUUAGGAAAUUUCGAGCACAUGAGACCAACCUGCUUAUUGCGACAAGCAUUGUGGAAGAGGGUGUUGACAUACCAAAAUGCAACUUGGUGGUUCGUUUUGAUUUACCCACAGAGUAUCGAUCCUAUGUUCAAUCUAAGGGACGAGCAAGGGCACCGAUCUCUAAUUACAUAAUGUUAGCAGAUACAGACAAAAUAAAAAGUUUUGAAGAAGACCUUAAAACAUACAAAGCUAUUGAAAAGAUCUUGAGAAACAAGUGUUCCAAGUCCGUUGAUGCGGGUGAGACUGACGUUGAACCUGUCGUGGAUGAUGACGAUGUGUUCCCGCCAUAUGUGUUGAGGCCCGAUGACGGUGGUCCGCGAGUCACGAUCAACACGGCCAUUGGACACAUCAACAGAUACUGUGCUAGAUUACCAAGUGAUCCGUUUACUCAUCUAGCUCCUAAAUGUAGAACUCGAGAGUUGCCUGAUGGUACAUUUUAUUCAACUCUUUAUCUGCCAAUUAACUCACCUCUUCGAGCCUCCAUUGUUGGUCCGCCAAUGAGCUGUAUACGAUUGGCCGAAAGAGUUGUAGCUCUCAUUUGCUGUGAAAAACUGCACAAAAUUGGUGAACUGGAUGACCAUUUGAUGCCAGUUGGGAAAGAGACGGUUAAAUAUGAAGAAGAGCUCGAUUUACAUGACGAAGAAGAGACCAGCGUUCCAGGAAGACCAGGUUCCACAAAGCGAAGACAGUGCUACCCAAAGGCAAUUCCGGAAUGUUUGAGGGAUAGCUAUCCCAAACCCGAUCAGCCCUGUUACCUGUAUGUGAUAGGGAUGGUUCUGACGACACCCUUACCUGAUGAACUCAACUUCAGAAGGCGGAAGCUCUAUCCCCCUGAGGAUACCACGAGAUGCUUUGGAAUACUGACGGCCAAACCCAUACCUCAGAUCCCGCACUUUCCUGUGUACACGCGCUCCGGAGAGGUCACCAUAUCCAUUGAGUUGAAGAAGUCUGGUUUCACGUUGUCUCUCCAAAUGCUUGAGUUGAUCACACGACUUCACCAGUAUAUAUUCUCUCAUAUUCUUCGGCUUGAAAAACCUGCACUAGAAUUUAAACCCACAGACGCUGAUUCAGCAUACUGUGUUCUACCUCUUAACGUUGUGAAUGACUCCAGCACUUUGGACAUUGACUUUAAAUUCAUGGAAGAUAUUGAGAAAUCUGAAGCUCGCAUAGGCAUUCCCAGCACAAAGUAUUCAAAAGAAACACCCUUUGUUUUUAAAUUAGAAGAUUACCAGGACGCAGUCAUCAUUCCGAGAUACCGUAAUUUUGAUCAGCCUCAUCGAUUUUAUGUAGCUGAUGUAUACACUGAUCUUACCCCACUGAGUAAAUUUCCUUCCCCUGAGUAUGAAACCUUUGCAGAAUAUUAUAAAACAAAGUAUAACCUUGAUCUGACCAAUCUCAACCAGCCACUGCUGGAUGUGGACCACACAUCUUCGAGACUUAAUCUUUUGACACCGCGCCAUUUGAAUCAGAAGGGGAAAGCCCUUCCUCUAAGCAGUGCUGAGAAGAGAAAAGCCAAGUGGGAAAGUCUGCAGAAUAAACAGAUCCUGGUUCCAGAGCUCUGUGCUAUACAUCCGAUUCCAGCAUCACUGUGGAGAAAAGCAGUCUGUCUCCCUAGCAUACUCUACCGCCUUCACUGCCUUCUGACCGCAGAGGAGCUAAGAGCCCAAACGGCCAGCGACGCUGGCGUGGGAGUCCGAUCACUUCCCGUGGAUUUUAGAUACCCCAACCUAGACUUCGGGUGGAAGAAAUCUAUCGACAGCAAGUCCUUCAUCUCAAUUGCUAGCUCCUCUUGGGCUGAAAACGAUAAUUACUGUAAGCACAGCACAAUUGUAGUCCCUGAAAAUGCUGCACGUCAAGGUGCUACUAGAACCUCCUCUCUAGAAAAUCACGACCAAAUGUCUGUGAACUGCAGAACGCUCUUCGGUGAGUCACCCGGUAAGCUCCAGAUCGAAGCUUCGACAGAUCUCACGGCGACCAACGGUCUUUCGUACAAUAAAAACCUUGCCAAUGGCAGUUGCGAUUUAGCGAACAGAGACUUUUGCCAAGGAAAUCAGCUGAGUUACUGCAAGCAGGAAAUACCUGUACAACCAACUACCUCAUAUCCCAUUCAGAAUUUAUACAGUUACGAGAACCAGCCCAAGCCCAGCGAUGAAUGUACUCUCCUGAGUAACAAAUACCUUGAUGGAAAUGCUAACACAUCUACCUCAGAUGGAAGUCCCGCAGCGGCCACGACGCCCGGUACUAACGAAGCUGUUCCCGCGCCCCGGGACGGGAGGGCUUCUGCGCAGAGCCCUUGUCCCGGCUACUCCUCGAGGACUCUUGGCCCGAACCCUGGACUCAUUCUGCAGGCUUUGACCCUUUCAAAUGCUAGCGAUGGGUUUAACCUGGAGCGGCUUGAAAUGCUUGGUGACUCCUUUCUAAAGCAUGCCAUCACCACGUACCUGUUUUGCACUUACCCCGACGCGCACGAGGGCCGCCUUUCCUAUAUGAGAAGCAAAAAGGUCAGCAACUGUAAUCUGUAUCGGCUUGGAAAAAAGAAGGGACUGCCCAGCCGCAUGGUGGUGUCCAUAUUUGAUCCCCCUGUGAAUUGGCUUCCUCCUGGUUAUGUAGUAAACCAAGACAAAAGUAAUACAGAUAAAUGGGAAAAAGAUGAAAUGACAAAAGACUGCAUGUUGGCUAAUGGCAAACUGGACCAGGACUUUGAGGAGGACGACGAGGAGGGGGAGGAUCUGACGUGGAAGGUUCCAAAGGAGGACGCCGACGACGAAGAUGAUUUCCUGGAGUAUGAUCAGGAACAUAUCAAAUUCAUAGAUAACAUGCUAAUGGGAUCAGGAGCUUUCGUAAAGAAAAUUUCUCUUUCUCCUCUCUCAGCCACUGAUUCUGCAUACGAAUGGAAAAUGCCCAAAAAAUCCGCCUUGGGUAGCAUGCCAUUCUCCUCAGAUUUCGAGGACUUCGACUAUAGCUCUUGGGAUGCCAUGUGCUACCUGGAUCCCAGCAAAGCCGUCGAAGAGGAUGACUUUGUGGUGGGGUUCUGGAAUCCGUCGGAAGAGAACUGUGGUGUCGACACAGGGAAACAGUCCAUCUCUUACGACCUGCACACCGAGCAGUGCAUCGCGGACAAAAGCAUAGCCGACUGUGUGGAGGCCCUGCUGGGCUGCUAUUUGACCAGCUGCGGGGAGAGGGCUGCCCAGCUGUUCCUCUGCUCCUUGGGGCUCAAGGUGCUCCCGGUAAUUAAAAGGACCGAUCGGGAAAAGGCCAUGUGCCCCGCCAGGGAGAAUUUCAACGGCCAACAAAAGGCCCUUUCAGGGAGCCGGGCCGCCGCCUCGGUGGCCGGCCCGCGCUCCUCCGUCCUGAAAGACUUGGAGUACGGUUGUUUGAAGAUUCCACCACGAUGCAUGUUUGAUCAUCCGGACGCAGAUAAAACACUGAAUCACCUGAUAUCGGGUUUUGAGAAUUUUGAGAAGAAAAUCAACUACAGGUUCAAGAACAAGGCUUACCUUCUGCAAGCUUUUACACACGCCUCCUACCACUACAAUACUAUCACUGAUUGUUACCAGCGCCUGGAGUUCCUGGGAGAUGCGAUUUUGGACUACCUCAUAACCAAGCACCUUUACGAAGACCCGCGGCAGCACUCCCCGGGCGUCCUGACCGACCUGCGGUCCGCGCUGGUCAACAACACCAUCUUCGCGUCGCUGGCGGUCAAGUACGACUACCACAAGUACUUCAAAGCCGUCUCCCCCGAGCUCUUCCACGUCAUCGACGACUUCGUGCAGUUCCAGCUGGAGAAGAACGAGAUGCAGGGCAUGGACUCGGAGCUCAGGAGGUCUGAGGAGGACGAAGAGAAAGAAGAGGAUAUUGAAGUUCCAAAGGCCAUGGGGGACAUUUUCGAGUCACUUGCUGGUGCCAUUUACAUGGAUAGUGGGAUGUCCCUGGAGAUGGUCUGGCAGGUGUACUAUCCUAUGAUGCGGCCGCUGAUAGAAAAAUUUUCGGCAAAUGUGCCCCGCUCCCCUGUGCGAGAAUUGCUUGAAAUGGAACCAGAAACUGCCAAAUUUAGCCCGGCUGAGAGAACGUACGACGGCAAGGUCAGAGUCACGGUGGAAGUGGUGGGGAAGGGGAAAUUUAAAGGCGUCGGCCGAAGCUACAGGAUUGCCAAGUCCGCGGCAGCAAGAAGAGCCCUCCGCAGCCUCAAAGCCAAUCAACCUCAGGUUCCCAACAGCUGAAGCCCCUUUUUAAAGUGAAAAACACAAAAAAAGCAGAAUUAAGGGGAAAACCAUUGAAAUUGACAAGGGUGAUUUCAAGUCGGUAGUGAGCGGAAUGAAUCGAAGGCAGAAUUUAAAGGUUGUUUGAUAACAAGCUAGAUUACAGAAUAAAACAUUUAACAUAUGUGUAAAAAUUUUGGAGCUAACUGUAGUUUUAGUUUUUUGCGCAAACACAAUCUCGUCUUCUUUCCUCACUUCCGCUUUGUUCAGAUCACAAGAGUGCUUUAAUGAUGACAUUUGGCAAGUGUUCAAAAUAAUUAUCGGCAGUUCUCUUUUUGUUUGGGGUUUUCGUUUUUGGUUUUGUGUUCACCUAGUUUCAUUUCUGUCAGCUUCGCCUAGUGGUAGGAGGCCAAGGAGCUUUACAGCCGAGACGGCCCCUGGAUUCCGUGGGGCGUCCUCCCCUCCUCAGCGUGGGCACCGGCACGGGUCCCCCGGUGGCCCAUGCGCCCAGGAGAAUGGUGCGGUUUGCCAGAGGAGAAGAGUGCCCGCACCGUCCUUUCUUUCCAUGCCCUGUCAUGUAAGACGAUGUCUCCCGGUCGCCGUUGCACUUGAGAUGUAGUAAGGGACAGGCUUUUCAUUAACGUUGGCUGGCACGUUGGCGAAUCAAAUUUUCGUUUUCUCAUGCCACGUAGUCUUGCAUAGAAAAACGUUCUCGCCUUAAAAGUAAAGCCCUCACGGAUGUCCGUUUGAUUUCCGAUCCUUUUGGAACAAACUAUUUUACAUUCCCUUCAUUUUAUUAUGCAUCUAAGAUGUCGAGACCGUGUGAUACUUGCAACUCACUAGUGUGGUUGUGACCUAUUACAGGAUUAUAUUAGCGUUUCUGUCGUAUGUGUCCUGAAGGCAUCUUGAAAACCAGAAUAGAGACGUAGUCUCUGGAUUUUUUCUAAGCACCAUAAUAAAAAGGAUCUUUGGCUAAACACCCAGUUUUACUAAAAACCUCCUGCUAGGUAGCUCCACCGAUGGAAAUUGUGGCAAACAGUUUUGCCCUGUAGGCUGUUGCUCUAACAAGAUAACCUUUAGACAUAUCACACCUAAAAUAUGCUGCAGAUUUUAUAAGUGAUUGGUUACCUAUUUAAAGAAGCAAAACAAAGCACCUUUACCGUUAGUCUCUUCUCACGUCAAUGUCUUACUGUACUUUUCACAGUGUUGCAUGCAGAUCUCACCUACCAAAGCCGUGCUGUUAAUGCCAUGGAAGUGUAACGUUUGUGAUAAACUGCCGUAAUUUUGAUACAUCUGUGAUUUAGGUCAUUAAUUUAGAUAAACUCAUUCUUUGCAUCUUUGGAAAAGGAAAAAAAAAGAAAAAAAAAAACAUUUUUAGGCAUUUGCCGAAGUUUCUUUAAUUAGACCUGUAGGCACUCUUCACUUAAAUACCUCAGUUUUUCUUUUCUUUUGCAUGCAUUUUUCCCGUGUUUGGUGCUAUGUUUAUGUAUUAUGCUUGAAAUUUUAAUUUUUUUUUUUUUUUUUUUUUUGCACUGUAACUAUAAUACCUCUUAAUUUACCUUUUGAAAAGCUGCGGGUCAGUCCUGCACUCCCACCGACACACCAGUAGAGGUUUGCUGCAAUUUGCUCUGUUAAUUAUGCUUGAAGUUUAAGAAAGCCGAGCAGAGGUGUCUAAUGUUUUCCAGCACAUCAUCCUGAACUUGAUGCUUCAUGUAAUGCUGCGUUUUUGUUUUCAAAUACACUCAGAUACUGUAUUUCUUGCUUUAUCUGCACACCCCCCCCCCCCCCCCCCCGCCCAGAGAAACACCUCUCUCUGCACGCGUGCGCAGGGAAAACGGUCAGCUCCCCUUUCUAAGGAGACCUGAGUUGGAGGGGGAUGUUAAGCUUCUCCAAUGUUACUCGUUGUCUCCGGUCUUAAAUUUCAAUUGCGAUCUAAAUUAUUCAGUGUGUCUUUGAGCAAAUUGAUUUGGGUAGACUCCUUUUGAAAAUACUUUCCGAUUUGGAACCUUCGCUUUCUAUUCGGUUUUUUAAAAUAAAACCUCAGUGUCAGAUCUCCUAGCAAGUGAAAACCAAGCAACUCUUGAAUUAUAUUAACUGUAAACGUGUAUAAUUGACAAGUAAGGCUGGAUGUGAAUUGUACUUGUGAGGGUGAUUUUGUGAUAACGUUAUAUCACAAAUCUCUUCUUAAUUUAUAAACUACCUGAUGCCAGGAGCCCAGGGCUUUGCAUUGCGUCUAAUGCACUAAUCCCAGCGUUAAGGGAUUCUCUCGCCUCCUGGCACCAAAACCAGAUUGUUUCACAGUUACAAUUCCCGUUGGGAGAAAAAUGCCUCAAUAUAUUUUGUAACCUUAAGAAGAGUAUUUUUUGUUAAAACUAAAAAGUUCAGACUCGGAUAUGAUUAGGUCAUACAUUCUCAGGGGUUCAAAUUUCCUGCUACCAUUCAAAAUGUUUUCUCAACAGCAACCUUUCGCUAUUCCAUUUUUCUGUUGUUGGAGACAGAUAGCUAAUUUUGAUCUGUGACACUCGGACGGAUUCUGUGAUCCCCUGGUUUACGAAGUCAAAAAAUAAAAACUCGAGUUAGACAAAUGAGAUGGGUUACGAACGCUUUCGUGCUGCUGAUUUUUAAUGCUGUAAAGUCCACCCCCCCGACCCCCAGUUUAGCUUGUUGAAAUGUUUUGCAUCCAUCGAUUAAGGAGGAAAAUCACUCUCUGUCGCCCCACUUGCCACCCGCGUGUGUCAUGCCUUUGUUCCUGUGAUUGCACUGUGAGAGCGAAUGUAACGGAAGCCCCGCGAGCCGAGGGCACUCGGGGGGGGGGGGGGGGGGCGCGCCACGGGCACGUGUGUGCGGGGCAGGGCUGGGGGUCGGGGGGUGUCCUGAAGAAGCAGCUGCAGAAGCUCCUUCCAAUGAUUGUGUGGAGGUUAGUGGGGACGAACCUUCGUUGUACAGAUUUUUCCUUUCUCUCGUGAUCUCCUUUCCAUGGUCCUAACUAUGCUGCGUUUUGUAAUAGCUUUGUCCCCCCUCCGUUCUGUUCGUGUAGCACAGAGAAGCCUUGCACUUGGUACCAUGCUUUACCUCAUUUCAAGGAAAAUCUGCUUCACGGAGAGGAAAAAAAAAAAAAAAUGUGGUUUGGCCUCGCUGCUGUUUUGAUUUGCCGGAUUUGAAAAAGAUGAUUAUAAUGCCUGCAAUGUGUCAUAUACUCGCACAACUUAAAUAGGUCAUUUUUUUUUUUUUUUUGUCUGUGGCAUUUCUUACUGUUUGUGUAUGACAAAGAUCUGUUCACUGAACUCUUAAGUAUGUUUUAAACGUAUUUGUUACUCUUUUUUUUUUUUUUUUCGGUUUUCCUUUAACGUCAUGUGAAGUGAUGAAAUCUAGAAUGACCUCUAACACUCCUGUAAUUAUCUCUUAAAAAUACUAAUAUUUUAACAUUCUUAACAAUAGCUGGCCCUCAGAGAGAUUCAGACUGCCCUGCCUAAAGAGCAAGAGACUUGAGGCCGCUUUGCUUCUGUGGGUUCAGUUCCCAGAUGCGACCGCUCACCCAGCAGUGGGCUCUUUGCCAUCUUUCUCCCCCGGGGUGCUCUGCGGGGACUGCGGGGUGCAGAGAAGAGUCGAAACCCAGACCGACCACGGUUCGUUCCGUCUUCAGGCCCGGUUGAUUUCAAACCUUCUGCCUUCCUCUGCUAGGGUACCGAAUCCUUUCACACAAAAGUUAAGCCACCAAGCUGAGACCCUGGAUACCUUUAUUUAAACUGCAUCUGAAAUUAAUGUCGGAGCCCUCAACCCAGCCCGUGCUCUCUGCGGAAGAGAGACUCGUGUCGCGUCCAUCAACCUGUACGGUCGUUUUGAUUGCGUUUGAAUAGGUCUGUUUUUUUCAGCCACUGAUUACUUUUCGGGAAUUCAGUUCUUUCCAAAUAAAUUUCUUUAUUUUAUAUUGUACAUGAGAAGUUUCUAAGAUAAUGUUUAAGACCAAGAAUAUUAAAGUGAUCUUUUUAACAGUUGUUGGAGACCCUGGUAGCAAUAUCACGGGAAUUUACAUCGAGACUGUUGUAUUCUCCACUCGCAGUGAAAAUGGUCUUUCAGAACUAACUUGUAAAUAUAUUUUAGUCAUUGAUUGAUUGGUCUUUUUUUUUUUUUCCCCCCCUAGUCCAUUUUCAUUUGGACGUCAACCACAGACACUUUCAAUCCUACAGAGGCACUCAGAAUUCACUGCAUCAGCAGGGUUACAUAGCAAAAAUGCAAAGGUGAACCCCAAGUAGAAUCUCUGGCUUUUUCUGCUGUAAAUAGAGUGCAGGAAAAUGACUAAAAUCGAGAAAAACUAACAUGAUUUGAUUGACAAUAACAUAUUCACCAUCACAUGCUGCAGCUGUUUUUAAGGAACAUGAUGUAAUUCAUUCAUACGGUCACCAUGCUGCAGAAAUAACGCAGUGCACCUUAUGGGUCCCAGUUCCCUUUAGUUGUUUCCUUUUGUAAUAAUUGUAGCAGAGUCAAUCUCCAAUAAAGUUAUGGUCUGUU
Messenger RNA from Prionailurus viverrinus (fishing cat), 10644 nucleotides. RefSeq names its product dicer 1, ribonuclease III (gene DICER1). Gene Ontology annotation, cellular component: RISC complex; nucleus; cytoplasm. The transcript has 29 exons. The record is from RefSeq and is a predicted model, not a curated record. Gene Ontology annotation, molecular function: protein binding; RNA binding; ribonuclease III activity. Gene Ontology annotation, biological process: siRNA processing; apoptotic DNA fragmentation; pre-miRNA processing. The coding region runs from base 382 to 6156 and encodes 1924 amino acids. Lineage: Eukaryota; Metazoa; Chordata; Mammalia; Carnivora; Felidae.